CAUACAAAUGAUCGAGGAUGCAAAAUUACCAAGAGAUUAUCUGGAUCAAAUUCAUAAGUUUGGGUACUGCACGCGAGACACGGUCCAAAGGGCGUACCUCCGGAAGUCAGUAAAUGUAACGUUAUCGACCUAUCAAGAUACACAACUGACCUACAUCUAUCUUUUAGAAAGGAAGGAGACCGUACGGUUUUUCCAGUGCAUCGUUAUGAAAUCCUACGUUCCUGAGAAGUUUCUUUUCCUCAAGAGCAACCUCCACCUCUACUAUUGCCAAGGGAUAGCGUUUGUCUUGAUGAUGAAUACCAUCAACAGAUACGAAAUACACGAAUUCUUCUUAGGCCCCAAAUUAAACAUGCCUAUGAACUUUGUAUUCGAGUUCUAUCAUCCCGAAUAUGUGACUGGAAACCGACCCGCAAAGAUAUAA
This is a messenger RNA of Aricia agestis (brown argus), 421 nucleotides long. RefSeq lists its product as uncharacterized. The record is from RefSeq and is a predicted model, not a curated record. The transcript has 3 exons. The coding region runs from base 8 to 421 and encodes 137 amino acids. NCBI's taxonomy places the organism in Eukaryota, Metazoa, Arthropoda, Insecta, Lepidoptera, Lycaenidae.